Penicillium chermesinum is the source of this 1344-nucleotide messenger RNA. RefSeq names its product Nur1/Mug154 family protein. The transcript is spliced from 2 exons. Bases 1 to 1344 code for a protein of 447 amino acids. The record is from RefSeq and is a predicted model, not a curated record. Lineage: Eukaryota; Fungi; Ascomycota; Eurotiomycetes; Eurotiales; Aspergillaceae. Gene Ontology annotation, biological process: regulation of exit from mitosis; maintenance of rDNA.
AUGCCUCGACUCGUCCGCCGCCGCCCGCUGGGGGAGCGCAUUAGAUCCUACUUGAAUCCGUGGGAUUUUCUACUUUGGUUGUCAGAAGAGAUCGAAGGCAAUGACUGGGAUCAACUUGAGAAAGACUGGGGCCUGGUGAUUGGUAUUGCUCUCAACCUCAUAUUUCUUGUGGCGCGGGCGAAUAGUCGCUCCAGCGGCAGCCAGGCUAUCGACGAUGUGUUCGGAGAGGAGGAAGGUAUCCCAUGGUUAAGCUGGCUGGCACUUCUCAUAGUUCAUACUCUUGCCUUUGCCUCUGUCGGCAACGCUCUCUACACUUUCUUUCGGAAGCGCCGCUAUCGUCUGUUCGAGAAUCCCAUCGAAAAAACACCUGCCACGCCCUCUGCUCAUCGUGUGAGAGUGGACUCCUCUCCUAUGACAUCGUCUCCCUUCAGGUACCUCGCCAAUGCGCUUUCCUCGGAGUCCGCCCAGUCGCGCGCACACCCUGAUGCGCAUCGAGACGUGUGGGAAAUCGCGAUUUGGGAUCCGCUUCCGAUUUGCGUUCGACUUUUCUGCUUGCUUAGCCCGGGCCAUGUGCUCGUUUAUUGGCUCUUUCUACCCACUCAACUCUCCGACCCUCGGCCAAGCGUUACAAUCGCCACUACCGUCAUUCUGGAGGUGUUGCUGUCAGUGCAAAUGUCUUUUAUUUCUUCAUCAUACUCGCAGCAAGCGAAAGAUUCAGUUUUGGUGCAAAAAGAGGUGAUGAAGGAAUAUGACACCAAAUACGUACAUCCUCGUACUCAGCCACUGAUGAGAGAUGUCGGCACCCAAUUCUCAGAGGGAGACCCCACAAAAGAAAAAGAUGCACAAAACAGAGUGGAGGUCUAUACACCGACCUUUAUCAUCAACCGGGGCUUUAAGACAAGCCCCAACCCGAACUACUUGAGUCACGUUGAUCCUGAUGGGUUCACUCCACGCCGACCAACAAGCUCCGCUCAUCCCAUUUCAACACCACAACCACAACCUUCAUUACACACACCGUCGCAAGAUGUUUCUCCCCUGGUACGAACUGCAGGUACGUCCAUGCGACAGCCACAGUUUAGGCCGACCACAACAGGCACUGGUGACGGUGGAAGCUUGGGCGUCUACACCCACGCCAACUCGCCUUUGCGAAAAUCGGCAUCCACUGGAUUCGACCGCAGAGUGCAAAGCAAUGGCGACUUCUUCUACAAAGAACGGGCCACCAGCCCUUUGAAGAGGCCAUCUAGUCCGCUGAAACGCAGCAGCCUGGCUACCCCGAUGAGCCCUUCGCAGGGACCUCAUAGACCGGUCAAUUUGGGAUCGCGUCGUGAAACGGGCCGGUAUUGA